This is a messenger RNA of Loxodonta africana (African savanna elephant), 1956 nucleotides long. RefSeq names its product coagulation factor XI. Gene Ontology annotation, molecular function: serine-type endopeptidase activity; protein binding. The transcript is spliced from 14 exons. The record is from RefSeq and is a predicted model, not a curated record. Gene Ontology annotation, cellular component: extracellular region. Gene Ontology annotation, biological process: proteolysis. Bases 1 to 1878 code for a protein of 625 amino acids. Lineage: Eukaryota; Metazoa; Chordata; Mammalia; Proboscidea; Elephantidae.
AUGAUUUUAUUAUGCCAAAUGGUGUAUUUUGUCUUAUUUGCUUCAGUUUCUGGUGACUGUGUGACCAAGCUGUUCAAAGAUACCCUCUUUCAAGGAGGAGACAUAAGCACUGUUUUUACACCAAGUGCCGAGCACUGCCAGGUAGUCUGCACCCACCACCCACGAUGUUUGCUCUUUACUUUUAUGGCUGAAUCACCAACUGAAGACCCUACCAAAUGGUUUACUUGUGUCCUGAAAGACAGUAUUACGGAAACACUGCCAAAGGUGAAUAUGUCAGGAGCAAUUUCUGGAUAUUCUUUCAAACAAUGCCCUCACCAAAUAAAUGCUUGCAACAAUCAUCUUUACGUGGAUCUAGACAUGAAGGGCAUGAACUAUAAAGACUCUGUUGCCAAGUCUGCCCACGAAUGUCAGGAGAGAUGCACCAACGACAUCCACUGUCACUUUUUCACUUACGCCACCUGGAGUUUUCCCAGCGAGCAGCACCGUAACGUUUGUCUACUGAAGUACACCCAAAUGGGGACACCAACCAGAAUAAUGAAGAUCAAUGAAGUGGUGUCUGGAUUUUCAUUGAAAUCUUGUGCACUUUCUAAUCUGGCUUGUAUCAGGGACAUUUUCCCUAGGACAGGGUUUGCAGACAGUAACAUUGACAGCGUCUUGGUUCCAGAUGUUUUUGUCUGUCAGAGUAUUUGUACUCAUCAUCCCAAUUGUUUAUUUUUUACUUUCCUUUCCAAAGACUGGCCAAAAGAAUCUGAAAGAAAUCUUUGUCUCCUGAAAUCAUCUCUAAGUGGAUUACCAAGUACUCGCUAUGGAAAGGACAACGCUUUUUCUGGUUUCAGUCUACAAAACUGCCGGCACAGCGUCCCAGUGUUGUGUCAUUCUUCAUUUUAUCCCGACACUGAUUUCUUGGGAGAAGAACUGGACAUUGUUGACGUGGAAGGGCGUGAAGCCUGCCAGAAAGUGUGCACUGACACCUUACGCUGCCAGUUCUUUACCUAUUCCCCGUCUCAACAACCUAGCAACAAAGGGAAGGGUAAAUGUUACUUAAAACUUUCUUUGAAUGGAUCCCCAACUAAAAUACUUCAUGGGAGAGGAGGCAUCUCUGGAUACACAUUAAGGUUAUGUAAAAUGGAUAAUGUGUGUACAAACAGAAUUAACGCCAGAAUUGUUGGAGGGACUGCCUCUGUUUACAGCGAGUGGCCGUGGCAGAUAACAUUGCACACCACGUCACCCACCCAGAGACACCUGUGUGGAGGCAGCAUCAUUGGGAAUCAGUGGAUAUUAACAGCUGCUCAUUGCUUCAUUGAGGUAGAUUCACCAAAAAUUUUGCGUGUCUAUAGUGGCAUUUUAAAUCAAUCAGAAAUAAAGGAGGAUACAACUUUCUUUGGGGUUCAAGAAAUAAUAAUUCAUGAUCAAUACAAAAUGGCAGAAAGUGGGUAUGAUAUUGCCCUGUUGAAACUCGAAACGACAAUGAAUUAUACUGAUUUUCAACGGCCCAUAUGCCUCCCUUCAAAAAGCGAUAGAAACAUCACAUAUACUGAGUGCUGGGUGACUGGAUGGGGGUACAGAAAAUUAAGAGACAAAAUACAGAAUACUCUCCAGAAAGCCAAAGUUCCCUUGAUAACAAAUGAUGAAUGUCAGACAAGAUACACAGGACACAAAAUAACCAAUAAGAUGGUCUGUGCUGGCUAUAAAGAAGGAGGGAGGGAUGCCUGUAAGGGAGAUUCCGGGGGCCCCCUGUCCUGUAAACACAAGGAGGUCUGGUAUUUGGUGGGUAUCACAAGCUGGGGCGAAGGCUGUGCUCAAAGCGGGCGGCCAGGUGUUUACACCAAUGUGAUCGAGUAUGUGGACUGGAUUUUAGAGAAAACUCAACCGGCAUGAAAAAGUUCCCAGAUGCCAUUUGGCUCCAUGAAGGGCAAGCCAGCUUAUCCCCUGGACGGGGGCUUUGGUUUCACUGCA